UAGAGCAUCAAAGAUGGCGGCGCCCGUAAUGGAAACAUGCCAUGUAGCUUGCUCUGCCAACAGGACUCCAAAUGUGGUUUCUUGGAGUCGUGGAGGGAUCAUUGCUUUUGGGACGUGUAACUCCGUGGCUCUUUACGAACCUCAGGAGAGGAGAGUUGUUGAUGUACUGAAUGGACACACAGGCAGAGUGAAUACAGUCCAGUGGGUUCACAGAGAGGACUGUGCUCCAGAGCGCCAUCUCGUCUCAGGAGCCUCAGACAAUCAGAUCAUCAUCUGGGAGGCCCAGGAUGAGAAGUUCUGUCAGUCAGUGCAGUGUAAGGGCCACACUGGUCCAGUCUGUGCUGUGGAUGCUAUUUAUGAAGAGGACACAAAGAUCCUGGUGGCCUCUGCAGCAUCAGACUCUACAGUCAGGCUGUGGCUCUGCAAUGACACCAAGGAAGCCAAGUGCCUCCAUACCUUGUCAUUUGGGAGCCGUUUCAUGAUGGAUGUCUCUCUGGCUCUGUUGCCAGGCAGCAGAGUUCCCAUACUGGCCUGUGGGGGGGACGACUCCCGAAUUCAUCUGUAUGUGCAGUCCAGUGGAGAGAUGCAGAAAGCAAUGUCACUGCAAGGGCACGAGGACUGGGUACGCAGUGUGGCAUGGGCAUCUUUAGGUGGCGAGCUGUUAUUAGCCAGCUGUUCACAGGACUGUCUCAUCCGAGUAUGGAGGCUGUGCGCCAAGUCUGGGACGGACGCCCACGCAGAGGGCGAUCACGGCAUCAUCAAAAUGAAAGAGGACGUUUUUGAAGUGAAGGAGAGAGAUGUGUCCUCGGUGUUUGCUGUCUCUCUUGAGACAGUUUUGGCAGGCCAUGAGAACUGGGUCUACGGAGUCCACUGGCAGCCUCCUUUCUACAAAGGUGGCGAGCUGCAACAACCACUGAGUCUGCUCUCUGCAUCCAUGGACAAAACUAUGAUCCUGUGGACUCCUGAGGAGGGUUCUGGAGUCUGGGUGGAGCAGGUGCGUGUAGGGGAGGUUGGUGGCAACACUCUGGGCUUCUACGGCUGCCAGAUGAGUCCAGACGGCUCCAUGAUCAUGGCUCACGCUUUCCAUGGAGCGCUGCAUCUCUGGCGCAAAGACCAGGAAGAGGAAGGAGAGUGGAGGCCUGGGGUUGUGAUCUCAGGUCACUUUAAUGCUGUCCAGGACCUGAGCUGGGAUCCUGAGGGUGAGUUUAUUAUAAGUGUGGGCUCAGACCAGACCGCCAGGCUCUUUACUCCAUGGAGGAAACAGGAUGCAAAACAGACAACCUGGCAUGAAAUCUCCCGGCCUCAGAUUCACGGAUACGACAUGCAGUGUCUGGCAAUGGUGGGCAGGUUUCAGUUUGUGUCUGGAGCAGAUGAGAAGGUGCUGCGGGUGUUUCAGGCACCUCGUAAUUUUGUGGAGAACUUUGCAAACAUCUCUGGGACCUCCAGGGAGAUGCUGCUGACGUCUAGUGACUCUGCCAACCUUCCAGAAGGAGCCAGCACACCUGCCUUGGGGCUGUCCAACAAGGCUGUAUUUCAAGGUGAUCUUGUCCCGAAAACCAAAGAAGAGGAGCAGUUCAACAGCGUUUCUGAUCAGUACCAGGAGUCUUACUUUCACCCACUCAUCAUGAACGAGCCCCCACCAGAGGAUCAUCUCCUCCAGAACACACUCUGGCCUGAGGUCCAGAAACUGUAUGGCCACGGCUUUGAGAUGUUCUGCCUCGCUUCGGACAGCAGGAGGACGGUGGUGGCGUCUGCAUGCAAGGCAUCUAAAGCAGAGCAUGCAGGGAUUCUGUUGUGGAAUACAGCAUCAUGGCGUCAGCUGCAGACGCUGUCAUGCCACACCCUCACCGUCACACAGAUGGCCUUCUCCCCUGACUCACAGCUCCUUUUGGCCGUUUCCCGCGACCGCACGUGGUCUCUGUGGAGGCGAGACAUUCCAACUCCAGAAAGUCCAGAGCCGCAGUUCUCACUGCACACACACACAGGGAAGGAAACAGCCAUACACACGCGCAUCAUCUGGUCAUGUGACUGGAGCCCAGACAGCAAAUACUUUGUGACAUCUAGUCGGGACAAGAAGGUGAUCGUGUGGGGUCCGUGCAGAUUAGAGGUCUCUGGAGACAUGGCACUUUCUCCUGAGAUUAAACCGAGUUCUUCUGUCUUAGAUGUUGGAGAUUCGGCGACAGCUGUGGCUUUUUGUCCUGCGCUCUCCUCUGAAAACAGUUACCUGCUUGCAGUGGGCCUGGAGUGCGGCAGGAUCUUGUUGUACAGGUGGAGCCCCGGUCAGGAGCCUGCUGGAGGACACGACUGGAGCAGAUGUGGAGAAACAGACCUAUCACAAAGCCACUCUCUGGCAGUAAAGAGGCUCCGCUGGAGGCCCCGCGCUGGUCGAGCAGGUCGAGAGAAUAACAGGAAGGACGGACGGACCGAGGGAGAGAGUGAGACCAAAGAGGAGAGCUCCUGGCUCCAGCUUGCCAGCGCCAGCGCAGACCACUCUGUCAAAAUCUUCAACAUCAACCGAGGGGCUCUUUAGCACCACCAACACUGACACUAUGAUGUCUGUGUGACACAGACAGACACUCGGACUGAGGGCCACAGGCCGCUCUGUGCCACCGAGGCCACAGCUGCUCGCUGGCAAGCCAUCCCCUGUGUGUGACAGGCAGUUAAGUCACGGGUCAGUCUCAGGACAGACCCACAGCACUGUGCCCUGCAGUCUGUGUGAGCACAGCUGAACCGAUGUGAAGGGUGGAGGAAAGAUACUGAAAACAUCACCACCCCGGGGAGGAGCUCUUCUUCGACACUUCAGAGUGUUUUAGAUUCAGAGAAGACAGCACUGCUGGACAUCUGCACACAUCACACAUUCAGCCUGAAUAUCCAAGUAAACAUCACAGUGACGGAUGCUUUUUAGUAACUAAACUGGUAUAAAAACUCUCAUGCUUUUUUUCUAUUUAGGAAUGUCAAUUUACAUUUGUAUAAUAUGGAUUUCUUUUAUCAAAAAUGUAUUAAAUUCUUUUGUAUAUCCAAAACUCGCUGUCACUGAUUACUCAGAAGAUUCAUUACGAUAUAAGUAAGCUUUUAGCAUAUUUUAAAUAUAGUUUAUUUGUUUCUGUAUAAAAAUUAUUCUUCAGAAUACACCAGUCAAUCUUACAGGACUUGAAAGCUGUAUUUUUUACUUUGUCUUAAUUUUACUGUGCAUGAUCCACUAUUUCUAAAUGUAACUGAUGAUGGAUAGGAACCUGUAUUAAUGUACUGCAGCAACC
Messenger RNA from Cheilinus undulatus (humphead wrasse), 3257 nucleotides. It is a transcript of the gene elp2, whose product is annotated as elongator acetyltransferase complex subunit 2. The coding region runs from base 14 to 2530 and encodes 838 amino acids. Gene Ontology annotation, molecular function: protein binding. Gene Ontology annotation, biological process: tRNA wobble uridine modification. The record is from RefSeq and is a predicted model, not a curated record. Gene Ontology annotation, cellular component: elongator holoenzyme complex. The transcript is spliced from 22 exons. NCBI's taxonomy places the organism in Eukaryota, Metazoa, Chordata, Actinopteri, Labriformes, Labridae.